CAACGUCUCUGGUGGAACUCGUCCUGUACUAUUUGAACACUGUUGAAAACGUAACCUCGCUGCGCGUGACUCGCGCAUGUUGUUCCGCCGUGUCGUUUCGUUUCCCGCAAAGCAACGUCACGUCGGAGAGCCGAAACAAGGUGAAAGUAAAACAGUAAACACGCAAUCAGUAUUGAACUUCUUUUGUAUUGAACUCCAACGGAAAUUACCGUGGCUUAACGGAAGUUCAGCACAUUUAAGUUGCCGUCAAUUUUUCAAUUUUACGACUGUGAUAUAUACUGUAUAUAUGUGCAUAUAUCAAUCGCUAUCAUGUCAAGCACAAAGGAAGUAACAGAGUUACAAGUGUUCAAGACAGUCCUUUACCACAGCAUGGUGAUACUUGCGCUACCUAUAAUAACAUUUUUUACAAGCAAAGUCUUUCUCUUUGAUGGUAUAUUAGGUCUCAACAAUGUGUCAAGUAAUGUAUACUCGGCUGGCAUUGCAGUAAUAAUAUUACACAUUGCCUUAGGAGUCUUUAUAUAUAGAGCAUACUUUGAUGAUCAAUCAAAAACAUCAGCAAUUAAGAGAGAUUAGUUCUUUAUUAUUAAGUACACCUUGGUGACCAUACACUUUCCACAUAAUCACAGUCAAUACAUAAUGUUUCAAAUAAUGUUAAGUAAUAUUGUAAAGAGAUGUGUUAUUUCAACAUUUAUUAAUAUAUUCUCCUUUAUUUUUGCUCUAGCCAGUAAUUAAUUGAAAAAACAAAUUGGAAUUUGUCAAAAUUAAUGAACAGCAUUAUCUGUACGUACUUAAAAAUGAAUUCUUAUAAAACA
Messenger RNA from Pogonomyrmex barbatus (red harvester ant), 812 nucleotides. RefSeq names its product vacuolar ATPase assembly integral membrane protein VMA21 homolog. Gene Ontology annotation, cellular component: endoplasmic reticulum membrane. The record is from RefSeq and is a predicted model, not a curated record. Lineage: Eukaryota; Metazoa; Arthropoda; Insecta; Hymenoptera; Formicidae. Gene Ontology annotation, biological process: vacuolar proton-transporting V-type ATPase complex assembly.